Molecule: messenger RNA, 640 nt
Organism: Phlebotomus papatasi
Lineage: Eukaryota; Metazoa; Arthropoda; Insecta; Diptera; Psychodidae
Gene: RpS19a
Product: 40S ribosomal protein S19a
Exons: 3
Coding region: 99-566 (155 amino acids)
Biological process (GO): ribosomal small subunit assembly; translation
Cellular component (GO): ribosome; cytosolic small ribosomal subunit
Molecular function (GO): RNA binding; structural constituent of ribosome
Source: RefSeq, a predicted model, not a curated record
AAGUUGUCAGCAAAGGUAAACGCAUCGUUUUAUAAUUCUCUAAAAAUCGCAUUUUUAAUCAAUUUUAAGUAGAUUUUUGGUGUAAAUUUUGUUAAAAUAUGCCAGGUGUUACAGUUAAGGACGUGGAUCAGCACAAAAUUGUCCGGGCAGUUGCCUCCUUCCUCAAGAAGUCCGGCAAGCUAAAGGUGCCCGAAAAGAUGGAUAUUGUCAAGACGGGCAAAUACAAAGAGCUCGCCCCAAGUGACCCAGAUUGGUAUUACAUCCGUUGCGCCUCUAUCCUGCGCCACAUGUACCUUCGUCACCCAACCGGAGUGGGUUCCAUCACCCGGAUCUUCGGAGGACGCAAGAGGAAUGGUGUCCAUCCAUCCCACUACUGUCGGGCAGCUGAUGGUGUUGCAAGGAAGGCACUGCAAUCGCUCGAGGCGAUGUCUUUGAUUGAAAAACAUCCAGACGGUGGACGAAAGCUCACGUCCAAGGGUCAGAGAGAUCUCGAUCACAUUGCCAACAAGAUUGUCGGCAAGCAGAGAGCUGCCAAGAAGGAGGCUGGACCCAUCAUCAUCUCCUAAGAGUGCUUUUUUCACCGGCAAAUCUCCAUUGUAAGAAGAAAAUGAAAUAAAGAAGUGGCGCUAUUUGGAGACUA